AUUUUUUUUUUUUUUAAAAAAAAAUAAAAUGUCAAAAUUGACAACUGAUUGUCUUUAUAUUAUAUUUAAUGAACUUAAAAGAGAUAUUAAAUCUUUACGUUCAUUCCUUUUAGUUGAUCGACUUUGGUGUGAAACAGUUGUACCUAUUCUAUGGAGAAAUCCUUGGAGAUUUUAUGAACUUAUAGAAUUUACAAAAAAGAACCAAAAUUUUAUUAAAUUUCUAUAUAAAACGCUCAUAUUAUUAUUACCACCUGAAUCUAAAGAGCUUUUAAUUAACAAUGGUAUUAUUUUAUUUCCUACUACAUUCAAAAAACCUUUAUUCAAUUACGUUUAUUUUAUUAAAUCCUUAAACAUUUACGUAAUUAAUCACACGGCUCAAAAAUUCAUAGAAUCAAAACAUAAUAAUACUGCUGAGAAGUUCUCUAUCGUUAAUCAACAUCAACCUAGUGAUAAUUCUCAAUUAAAUUAUCAUAAAUUUCUUUUUGAACAAGAAAUUUUAAAAAUGAUUAUUAGUCAAUCUCAAGGAUUAAGACAUCUUUCAUUAGAUAAUGAUAACAUUAAACAAUUUUAUUAUUUACCUGGAGCUAAGGAAAGUCUCACCAAUCUUGUUUCUUUAACUUGUGGCCUCGAAGUUGAUCCUUUAAUUUUUUAUGGUCUGGCACAAAUCUGUCGUAAUAUUAGAAAAUUACGUAUAUAUGAUUGUUUAACUGAGAAUGAUGGAUUGACCUCUUUGAUUAUAGCACAGAAGAAUUUACAAUAUUUUAUAUGUGAAUUUGAUCGCUUUGAUUAUAGACAUUUUGUAUGUAAAGGAAUAGGAAAUGCUUUAGUGAAACAAGCACAUUCUUUAAGAUAUUUUGAUUCAUUUGAUGGAGUUACAUUUCAUCCUUCUAUAUUUAAAAAUUUUGUUAAUUUACGUGAAUUAAAAUUAGGUGAUGGAUCAUUAAUUAGAGAUUAUGAUCUUCAUUUGCAACAAGCUAUGCUUCCAAGUCUUCAAUAUCUUGAAAUAGGAUGGACAUCUCUUUAUACGAUAGCGAAAAUUAUUCAAUCAACUAAAGGAGAUUUAGUUGAAAUCAAGGUUAUUGCAGGACAAAAUUUUACAAAAAAGAAUAGUAAAAUGUAUCUUAAUUCUAUUACAAAACAUUGUCCAAUGUUAAAGAUGGCAACAUUAUUUUAUUAUGGUGAUAAAGAUGAUAGUGAAAUCAAGGAAUUUAAAAAAUUAUUUUCGUCAUGUUUAUUUCUAGAACAAAUGGUUCUUAUCCGUUAUAAAGAACAUGGAUUAAAAGAUUAUGAUAAUGAAUUAUUGGAAGUAUUGGGAAAAUAUGCUCCUAUAAGUUUAAAAUCUCUUCAAAUAAAUAAUUUAUGUUUUUCACCAGAAAGCUUGACAGAAUUCCUUGAAAAAUGGAAGCAGAGAAAAAUACCCUUAUCUUUCUAUUAUAUUUUUGAAGAAGAUAUAUUUAAGAAUAUAAUUAAUGAAUAUAUUAAAGAAGGAGUCAUAAAAGAAUUUAAAGAGGUUGAUUUUGAAGAUUUUUUUUAAAAUUUUGAUCAUGA
Molecule: messenger RNA, 1548 nt
Organism: Rhizophagus irregularis DAOM 181602=DAOM 197198
Lineage: Eukaryota; Fungi; Glomeromycota; Glomeromycetes; Glomerales; Glomeraceae
Source: RefSeq, a predicted model, not a curated record